AUGGCCCUGUCGCAGGAACAAGGCACCCAAAUCGUUUCCAGUCUCUCCUAUCGCCUUAAGAGCACUGUUGCCUUCGAAUAUUUCAUGGAUGACGACCAGUUUGGCGGUGAAGAUGUCAGGUCGAUUGCCGAGUUUCUUCAUUACCGAUACUUUCCCCGACCUGGCAUGGGCAGGAUGAACUGGUACUCCUGGUACCUGGAGGAGGGUCUGAACGGUUCAGUGGACCUCCCUGAAUACACCUAUGACAAGAAAGGACACUUUGAGAUCUACUAUGGAGAAGUGUACUGCCGUGUGCCGGGGUGCAAUAAGAAACGUAUCUGGAGCCCAGCCCAGGGAAGAAAUGACAUGACUGUCGAGCUGGCUGCGAACUACAGAAGCAUGCGCUGA
Messenger RNA from Aspergillus japonicus CBS 114.51, 387 nucleotides. RefSeq lists its product as uncharacterized. The transcript is spliced from 4 exons. The record is from RefSeq and is a predicted model, not a curated record. Bases 1 to 387 code for a protein of 128 amino acids. NCBI's taxonomy places the organism in Eukaryota, Fungi, Ascomycota, Eurotiomycetes, Eurotiales, Aspergillaceae.